Molecule: messenger RNA, 1029 nt
Organism: Nicotiana attenuata
Lineage: Eukaryota; Viridiplantae; Streptophyta; Magnoliopsida; Solanales; Solanaceae
Exons: 7
Coding region: 179-712 (177 amino acids)
Biological process (GO): tail-anchored membrane protein insertion into ER membrane
Source: RefSeq, a predicted model, not a curated record
UUUCGAAACAAAAGGCAAAAGCCAAAAGUGUCAGAAAACUGGAGAAAAAAUUAAAGCACGAAAGAUCUGCGGACAUAUUGGUUGCACAGGCAACGAAAAUGAAGCAGACAUGAAUCCCCAAAGCCAAAAUAGCUAAGCAGGAGAAAGCCCUUGGAGCGGAAACUCCUCAGAGGCGAAAAUGGAAGAAUCAAUGGUGAAACUUGAAGGAUCGGUAGCCGCGCCGAUGAUAUUCCUUAUUGUCGUCGCUGUUCAGUACCUCUCUCGCUAUGUCGAAAUCAAUAUGAGUAGAGUUUCUGUAAAUGCUGGGGAGUUGCAAUUGCGCACAGAAAUCAAACAGCUGCUAAAGGAGGCGAAUGCCAUGUCGCAGCCUUCAACAUUUGCACAAGCUGCCAAACUAAGGAGGAUGGCAGCAGCCAAGGAGCAGGAACUUUUAAAAAAUCAUGAAAAACUCAGAAAAGAAAUGAAAUCGUCAUAUGAUUCACACACAAAGACCCUGAUGAUCUUAAAGGUUUUAAUGUACUUGUUGCUGAUUAUAUGGUUUUGGCGUAUCCCUGUGGCUUCCAUACCUAAGCAGCUCGUGCAACCUUUUGGUAAGAUAUUGUCUUGGCAAGCUGGAGGUCAUGUGAAUGAAAACGUCAUGGUGGGAAUCAUUCCAUGGUUAAUAUUGUCCACUAGAGUCAGCAAACUUAUCUGCCGCAAAAUAUUCAAGUAGGAUAGGAGAGCAAAGUAAUUUGAAGCGAAGAAGCUACACAUCAAUUGAAAAGAACCAAGAUGCAUGGUCUGUCUACUGAUAUAUAUAUAUAUAUAUUUAUUUGCUUGCGAUUAACAUGCACUAUUUAUUUGUCUGGUGUUCAUUUAUCACCUAUCGAUUCUUGUCUUAUUUUUGAAAAGAUUAUUAGUGAGUAGUAAAGCAUAAAGUUUGUAUGGUAGUGCCAACAGUGCCAUUGCCACAGAAAGCAUAAGGCUGUUCACUCGAUUGAAUAUUGUCUAUUUAGGUUAUAUAUUGUUAGCAUUUCUGAUUUUGUUUCA